Molecule: messenger RNA, 1539 nt
Organism: Rhizoctonia solani
Lineage: Eukaryota; Fungi; Basidiomycota; Agaricomycetes; Cantharellales; Ceratobasidiaceae
Product: histidine phosphatase family containing protein
Exons: 8
Coding region: 1-1539 (512 amino acids)
Molecular function (GO): acid phosphatase activity
Source: RefSeq, a predicted model, not a curated record
AUGGCAGCGAGCUAUAUUCGGACCUUCCCAGAACCCGUUGCGAAGCAGUCGGUCGGGUACUUGGAAUCAUGCGGAGGGCGGGAAGAAACAAAUUCCACCUGGAGACGAUUACGUCGGAAAAUGGGUGUCAGAAACGUUUUAAUUCUUGGCGGAGUGUUGUCUGUGGUGGUAUAUGUUCACUCUGAGCCGUUGGCCUUGAUAAAUCCCAUUGCGAGGGCCAAUUCCCAGUUGCCCGUGCUGCCAAAUUAUCAACUUGAUGCCAACAUAGCCCAUUAUCUUGGCCCAUAUGGCCCCCGUUACACCGUCCCUAGCAAAAUCUCUUCCGAGAUACCAAAGGGCUGUAGUGUGACUAUGAUCAAUAUUUUACAACGUCAUGGCGCCCGUUACCCCACCAAAGGCAGUGGAGCAGGUAUCGAUGCAUCAUUGACAAAGCUUAAAGGUGUAGCGGCUAUUUCCGAGCCUUCACUUAAAUUCAUAUCAACGUUUAACUAUACCUACGUCGCGGACCAACUCAACGAUUUCGGCCGUAAGCAAUCCUACAUCUCAGGGCAAAUAAUCGCAACGAAAUACGCCUCGCUUGGAACUGCAAAAUUCGUCCGGGCCGCCCAAAAGGACCGAAUUGUCGAGUCUGCCAGGUGGUGGAAACAAGGUUUCCAAGGUGGAUCAUUUGACGUGCCGAUCACUAGUCUUCCUCAACCCGAUGUGUCGAUCAUUAUAAGCGACACGAGCAAUAACACCCUCAAUGUGCAGACCUGCGUCACUGCUGAGGCUAUUGACCCUGCUCCAGGUGAUAUUGCAAGCGGAGAUUGGUUGGGCAGGUUCGCACCUCCGGUUACGAAGCGACUCAAUCAGCUAUUACCUGGCGCCGGGUUGAACGACAAUGAUACUAUCAAUUUGAUGAGCUUGUGUGGAUUCGAUACCGCCGCAAGGAAUGGGAGCGCAAGCCCAUGGUGCGGUGCGUUUGAUCAGAGUGUCUGGAGGAAUAACGAAUAUUACUAUGACCUUGAGAAAUAUUACUCCAAAUCGUACGGGUCACCGUAUGCUAGGUCUCAAGGCGCGGGAUGGGUCAAUGAACUUCUAUCCCGCCUGACCAACACACCCGUAGAAGAUUAUACAACCACCAACAGCACUCUUGACUCGAACCCCGCAACCUUCCCCAUCGGAUCUUCUGCUCCUCGAAUUUUUGCUGAUUUUUCGAGCGACAAUAACAUUGCUAUGAUCCUCUCUGCGCUUGGUAUUCUCCGUGAUGCCAAGCCCCUUCCUCCAUCAGGACCAAUCCCAUCAUCUUCAACUCAGCAAUUCGUCGUCUCGAAAUUGGUCCCAUUUGCCGGAUCAACGGUCGUUGAAAAGCUAUCGUGCCCCGCUCUCCCAGCCAAAGAAUAUGUCCGCAUUAUUAUCAACGAUGCGGUCAUUCCUCUCACUGGACUCGCGCCAUGUGGAAAGCAAGGAGCCACCGAAGGCCUGUGUGCUCUAGAUAAGUUUGUGGAAAGCCAAGCAUACGCGAAGGCCGGCGGGAAUUGGACUACUUGUUUAGCAUAG